UGUCGGCUCAGCAGUGGGGAGGGGCCGAGGGAGAGAGAGAAGGUAGAGAGAGAGUAGGGGGAGGAGGGUAGGGCUCUUGUUGGGAGAUAGGGAAUGCCCGUCGGUUGCGUCUGCCGAUAAUAGCACAUCACCCUGUGCGCUGCUGUUGGGAGAGCGGAGCACAAGCAGUGCGGAGGACUGAGGCGCUGAGACACAGAAUGGUACACUAGAGAAGGGCAGGCACACUCAGAAAGACACACAGCGAAGUAGACCAAGGGAGGAGAGAGCGCAUCAGUGCACGUAGAGAGGCUGUGGAAGGAGGAAAGCAGAGAAAGGGGGAUAAAAAAGUUACCAGGUCAGCAAGAGGAGCGUGGAAGUGGAACAGCUGAGACUCGCGGGGGUCUCGCUCACACUGGAACAGCCGGGCACAAGCAAUAAGCAGCACAGGAGGAGAGUGACAUUACAGGAGGGGGUGGAAGGAGUGCUGUAGCUUCCUCCCUGAAAGACAGUCCUAUCGUAAUGCAAGGGUAAUGCUCCUCACAGGACCCUCCUGCACAGCUACUUCAGGAUUACCACAGCAAGAGAGCAGCAGCAGCAGCCAGCAGAGGACUCUCAAACCUGCCAGUGGUGCCUGAGGAGUCCAGCGCAACUCAUCUCUGUGCAGGAGACUUUGUCUUAGACUCCCAGCGUUGUGUUGUGAGCUGGAUGUAGUUGCGUUGCUGCGUGGCUUUUAAUCUUUUAUUGCCUCAAAGUGUGAAGUAGUGGAGAACUGGAGGACAAGUUGUUCUGUCCUGUCAUUUCUGAGACUAUGGUACACUGCGCGUCAGAGAGCCCUUCACAAACAGCUGCAGCCCUAGAGCAUGGAGAAGUCCAGCAGUGAGGAGUCAGCCAUUCACCGUAGCCCUUCUGUAGAUAGCCGCGACUCCGAUUUUGCUCAAGCCUCCACGUCUGGCCGCCCGUUUGGCGGCCGCGGCUUCACUGCCGGCGCUUUCUACGGCUCCACGGGGCCGCGCAAAAACCCACAGCAGGGGCAGGCAGGAGCUGCAGCUGACGCCAGCGCAGGAGACAAGACCAACAGCAAGUACAGCUCACCCAAAGGCAGCAAAUACGUAGUCUUUUACCUGGAUCUAUCCUUUGUGUUCCUUUUAGAAUUCAAGAAGUGCAACAUGGCAAGAGGCUGCCUCUGCUGCUUGAAGUAUAUGAUGUUCAUCUUCAAUCUCAUUUUCUGGUUAUGCGGCUGCGGGCUGCUCGGCGUGGGCAUCUGGCUCUCCGUGUCUCAGGGCAGCUUCGCCACCUUCUCGCCCUCAUUCCCUUCACUCUCGGCCGCCAACAUGGUCAUCGCCAUUGGCGCCAUCGUCAUGGUAACGGGCUUCCUCGGUUGCCUGGGUGCCAUCAAGGAGAACAAGUGCCUGCUCCUGAGCUUCUUCAUUGUCCUGCUGAUAAUUCUUCUGGCAGAGCUGAUAUUGCUCAUCUUGUUCUUUGUGUACACAGAAAAGGUGAGUGAGAACGCUAAGAAGGACCUCAAGGACGGCCUGGCUCUCUACAACUCAGAAAACAACAUAGGCCUGCGAAACGCCUGGAACAUAAUCCAGGCAGAGUGGAAGUGCUGCGGGGUGAUAGCGUACACCGAUUGGCACGAUGCUCUGAAGGAGCAGGUAGUUCCUGACCGCUGCUGCCAGGAGCACUACCAGAACUGUGGCCGUAACUCCACCAACAUGUUCUGGAGCAGGGGCUGCUUCGAGAAAGUAGAGGAGUGGUUGGGUGAUAACAAGCACCUCCUGGGAACCAUAGGCAUGGUCAUCUUGGUAGUGCAGCUCCUGGGCAUGGCGUUCUCCAUGACACUGUUCCACCACAUCCACAGAACGGGGAAGAAGUACGACGCUUAGCCUUGGGCUGAGGCACGGACCCGAUGAAGAGGAGCCCCACUCUCGCCUGAUGGGAUAAGACUCUCGGUUUAAACAUCCCUGCUUCCCCCUCACUUAACAACCUCUUCAGAGCAUCCUUUUACCCCCGCCCCGCCUUCCCCUCUGCCACCUCCUCCGCCUCCUCAUCCUCCUUCCCAGACCAGUCUGUACAGAUUCCAGCUGUGUUCCCGCUCUGUUCUGCUAUCUCCUCUCACCGUUCAUUUUGCCAAAGAGUAACACAACUGGAAGAGAAGGGACACCUACUUUUGGCAAGGAAGAGAAUCCCAUUGGUCCUCUUGAGUACGCUUUUUUCUUUUUGUUUUUUUGCUUGGACUAACAAUUUGCUGGAAGGAAAGAACAGACUCUAAGACAAUGAAGACUUUACUAAUGGCCACACCCCCUUCCCAGACAAAGAGAAUUUAUAAAACUCGUGGGUUUUUUUUCUCUCAUGUUGAUUGAAGUCCCCCUUGUAAAUGAAGAAAGAUCCAACACGGCAUGCUAGUUUUCUACUCCACUGAUUUACCCUUGUCUCUAAAAGUUGUUGCCAUUUUUUUUGUUUUAAACGUCCUGUAAUUCUCUGCGCGCGCGUCGUCUUUUUUGUAAUUAAGUCACCAACGCUUGGAAGUGUUGAACCGAUCAGUGUGUGUGCGUGUAUGUGUGUGUGUAUGUGGGGUUUGGUUCUACGAGGACGGGCACAGACGCGUCAGGAUGGUUUUCAAAGUUUCACCCAUUUUCAUUCGGAAAAUAAGGAUAAGAAAGAACAAAGAAAGUAUGAUGGAAGAAACCGGAGGAAUCACGAGUGGAUUUAUUUUAUUCCGUAUUCCGCAGCGUCCUCUGAAUAAUGAAUUGCGAAGCAUAAAUCUGAUCGUGAGCAAACACAUAUUUUGUGCCACAGAGCGACUCUGUUCCCGUUCCUGUGAGACCAUAGCAAUGAUGUAAAGUGGCUGUUUUAUUACAGCUCCGUUAACGCCAUCAAUUGAAGAGACCUGGGUGAUAAAGUUGUCCCUUUGAGAAAUAGACGCAGGAUGUUGUGUUUUAUUACGGCGUCUAUAGAAACGGUGAGAAACGAGGAAGAGAAGGGGAAAAAAACGGAGCGCGGAGACAUGACAUGUUGCCCCUGUAUACAGUCAGAGGUGAUCAGAGUCUUUCUCUUAUUCAUUUUGUCCUUCUCAAUCCUCCUCUCUGCAGCUGUCACCUCCCCCACCCCCAGUCUCCUUCCUUUGUCAGGAAAAAAUGAGUUUCAUGCUCCGUUCGUACGCGCAGUGUCACUGCUGACAUUCCUGCUCAUCACGCAGCUGCACCUCUGGCUCUCGACUCGUCUGGUUUUUACGUAAGCUUCCUUUCCCUUGCAGCCAGCGGAGAAGAGGGAAGGGUGUAGGCAGAUCAAAGCUGAGACAGAUAGGUAUGGCAGCGUGCCCUGUAGGGCGCGCCUGCAUGGCUCUGACUCGCUGCAGGAGGACCGAGCAUCGGCCUGAUAAAAAUACCUUCCAGGGCGUCUGCUCGAGGCUUCAGAAUCUCAGAAGAGGGACGGAUGCACCGUCAUAGGAUCAGUGUCAUUAGGUUAUCAUCGUUAUUGUGUGCUCUCCAAAGUAAAUGCAAUUAUAGGAUGGCUACGUCAUUUUAACACAGCCUAACGGAGCACACAAAAAUAAAACCGCAGUAACGGAGGUUGUUGAGAGGACGCUAGAAAUGUCAGUAAUAAUCCUUCAGUCAUUACACAGAGAACAACAAGCUAGUGUUGAAUUGGUCUGUUUAUUGGGGCCGCAGACUGCAUAAAGAUGGAACCGCUCCUCAAAAGUGAAGCCAAAGCAAGUAGAGCUCCCCCUGGUGUCUGGCUGCAGUAUAGGUCAUAAGCUCCGCCUCCUCCAUGUUAUUGGAUGCGUUAAAACGUCACAUAAUUGCUUUUUCAAAGGGUGGUUUCCGUCAUUUUAGCUGGUUUAUAUGUGCUGAUGAAUGUCAACACAUAUGAACCAGAAUGAUAACGGCGACCACCAGUUGCCAUGCCAACCACUCCAUAAAGCAAGUACAGUGGACACACCUUCUCAUUGAACUGAAGUGAAAGUCCAAACUUUUUUGCUGGUAGCGUAUAAUCCAACUAGAUGAGGUAGAGCAGAGCGUAGUUUUAAUUAACAAGUCAGGAGGAAGUUUGGUCUGGUGAUCUUUAUCACGUGGUUCUACUCUAGGACAGUACUGAAGAAAUGGCAUCAUUUUGGCCGAUCCAAGGAAAAAGGUGGUCCAUAUUUAUAUACAGUUUAUGAUUGACCCUGGCGUGAAACUGCAGAAAGUUUGGUUGCAUAUUAAACACAAAGGAAAGGAGGAGAAGGAAUUAACGUCCGUUUAGCUUCUUAUGUUCUUUUGCUGCUGCUGCUCCUCUGAUUCUUAAUUGUCAUUAGCUGCCAUUUGUCCUUUUUUUUGUUUAGUUUUUUCUGAAAUCCAUCCAUAUGUACUGUUCCUUUGCUACAUUAGCUGGAAUGAGAGUGGCUAGAUUUGUGUGAAUUACCUUCCUUUUAAUUUGGUUCCACCAACUACUUAGCAACUGAAUAAAAGUAAAAUACCCAAACUACACUUUGAUGUUUGGGCAGCAAUGUCUUUCCUCCACCGGCUUAUGACAUAUCAACCCAUUUAGCAGCAAUUACACAUCGUAGUUUACCAGACUAUGGGCCGUGUGAGGUUUGAAGACGCUGCAUUCCCAAUUUUACUUCAUUAGACGUUCUCCUAAUCUGGUGGAAUGUUUCCCUGGGAGUAUCAUCUUUUGAUUAGCUUUACGGUCCCUUAAUCUGAUGGACGUUUUCGGGAAGGCGGGAAAGGGGGGGGGGUUGGUGGAUUCUCGUGGAAGCAAAAGAUUCAGAGCUGUGAUGUGUAGCAGCUCCUCUGGCUGCGAUGCACCGCCUGCUCCCGUACGCUCCGACGGGUCCACGGGGGGAGGGCGGCGGGGGGUGGGAACAUGACAGCUGCUGAUGUACGGCGCAGGCAGGAGCGGUCACAUCUCCUCCGCUCGGUUGCCUCCACAAACUCUCUACACUUAUUUACUGCCUCGGUCGACACACACACACACACCUGCCGCUGCGUAUACAGUAGCCCGCGGGCCCCGACACUGUAGAUAUACAGCUGUGCUCUUUGGACACCUGUGAGGUAUUACGCGCACGCGGGAGGCGUUACAGGAGGGACAGCUUUAACAGUUCUGUAAAUUGGGCUGUACUCUGGCCUUCCCUGCGCGUUUUCUUUGUGUUGCUUUGUCUCACGUCAGGUGGAAAAGCAACCAGAGAAAAGGUGGGAGAUCAGGGUGGUUGCAGAAUGCUGAAGAUCCAGCGUCUGUCUCCAGGUCUGACAUCACUCCUGUGAGGGCCUGAAAACCCCCCCACCACCCCCCCGGCUGAACCAACAUCGUCUCGUCCGUGUCAACUCGUUUCCAUGCUUCCGUCUGAGUGAAUGUCGAACGCUUGUUUUAACCAAAUCUGUUUAAUGCUGUUACUUUUGUAGAUUUUUUUUUUUUGGUUGUUGCCGUUUUAAUGUUUGUUUUUAUACGAUAUACUGUUGUUUCUUGUUGGGUUUUUUUGUUUGUUUUUUUUUUUCUCUCCAGCCCCCAGUCGCCAUUUAGCAUUUGUUUCUUAGAGGAGGAUUAGCCUUUGCUGCGCUCCUCUGCAAGGUGCAAACACGCCUUUCUGUCUUAACACUGCAACAGGGAGUCAAAGCAAUUAAGUCAGAGGUGCUAGGGGGACGAUUUGGCGUCAGCAUCGGGCGAAGCUCACACAUACCUGCACUCCUGUCAUCGUGCUUCUCUAUAUUAAGACCUAUAUGAAUUAAAUUAGAAAAACCGCCGACGUGGAGCCCGCGAUGCUUUUCUUAUAGAGCAUGAUCUAUUCAUACAGCAGAGCUCGCGUCCCUCCAGUGUAUCAGCCCUGUGAUGUAAAUAUGCUCAUUUUUACAACUCGCUGUUAAAUCUUAAACCACUUCUAAUAACGUGGACGUUUUUCUAACGAACCCCCCCCCCCUCUCUGUUCGCUGACAGACGUCACCGUCCACUCAUAACGUGUGUCGUGUUUACUGCUUUUUCUGUCUGUUUUUUUUUUUCCUUUCAAGUCCACGAGCAAUGUAAAUUUUAUGUAAAUUUGUGCGGUUGUCUGUAUGGUUUUCAUAUUUGAUUUGAUUUUCAUCUCGAAGCAAAAGAUUUUUUAUUCAUGUGACGCCACGUGGACGAACUACCAGCAAGCCAUAGGCACGGAGGAGAAAGAAUGCAACUAACUGGGUUUUACAUUUUUUGGAAACUUUUUGGUUUGUUUGUUUUUCUGUUUUUUUUUUUUCCAAUCAGUUUAUGUUUUUAUGCCUCCCCCCCUCCCUUCCCUCCUCCCCCUCCCCUCCCCUCCCACCCCCCCAUGCUAAAGCUGAAUAUCUGAGCAGUGGAAAUGUAUGCUCUAGACAUGGUGUGUUUGAUGUUGUGUUCUGCUGGGUGGCGUUGUCUGAUACCUGCCAGCCUUGUCCUGUGGAGUUUUCUGCUACACGUGAAAGCACUCUGAAUAUCUAUACUAGUGGUGCACUUCCUUCUCUUCUAAAAUACAACUACUUUUUUUAAAUAAAGGAACGAGUGUCACAAAAACCCCACGGUAUACCGUACGCUCAUUGCCUUUCACGUUUAAUGACUCCAUGCUCUUCAUGUAUUCCCUUUCCUUUUCUUUUUUUUUUUAUACGUCGCCGUCAGUUUUAUGAGCAGCAUUUAAACUGUGUUUGACUGUGUUUUCUUUCUUCCCCUCUUUCGUUUGUUUGGGAAGGGCGCGUUUGGAAGCGUUGGCACGAAGAGCAAAGUGAAAUGGUGUCAAAACAGGCCCCAUGGUGCGUUCGAUGAAAGGCAUCCCUGCCUCAAAAUGGCCUCCUUUUAAAAGAAAUAACAAAACCUGAGGGACUGUUGUCCUAAAGAGGCUCAGAUGAGCUAAUGGUAGUCGGCCAGUCGUUCACAGGGUUUUUUUUUUUUUUCUAUAGAACAAAAGGGAGAUGAUGAAAGUGGGAACCAGCGCCAAUUUGUCUCUUGCUUCAGCAGCAUGGCGUGAGCAGUAUUUUUCUACAGAGCUUGUCCCCCCCCUCUCUUUUUUUUUUUUUUUUUUUUGACGUAAUUGUUGUCGGGCCUGUGUGUGAUAGUGGAGUUUAUUGUGCCAUUCCACCCUGGCUUUUUGUUUUACAUCACUUCCUUCUAUGCAAAAAAUAUGACCUAUUUUAGUCUUUGUACAGAUUAUUUUGUAUGAGUAACAUGUACUUAAAUAAAGUGAAAAGAAUCAACAGUG
Molecule: messenger RNA, 7156 nt
Organism: Mugil cephalus (flathead mullet)
Lineage: Eukaryota; Metazoa; Chordata; Actinopteri; Mugiliformes; Mugilidae
Gene: tspan9a
Product: tetraspanin 9a
Exons: 7
Coding region: 840-1865 (341 amino acids)
Cellular component (GO): membrane
Source: RefSeq, a predicted model, not a curated record